Oncorhynchus nerka (sockeye salmon) is the source of this 2472-nucleotide messenger RNA. Its product is annotated as homeobox protein Hox-C8a. Lineage: Eukaryota; Metazoa; Chordata; Actinopteri; Salmoniformes; Salmonidae. Gene Ontology annotation, biological process: regulation of transcription by RNA polymerase II. The record is from RefSeq and is a predicted model, not a curated record. The transcript has 2 exons. Gene Ontology annotation, molecular function: DNA-binding transcription factor activity, RNA polymerase II-specific; RNA polymerase II transcription regulatory region sequence-specific DNA binding. The coding region runs from base 328 to 1098 and encodes 256 amino acids. Gene Ontology annotation, cellular component: nucleus.
GAGAAAAAAAGAGAAGCGCUUGUGACUGUGUCGGCGGAGCAAGCCAGCUAUAACCUUAACACAUAUCCAAAGCACACGCCAUGAGCCGGAUUUGAGGCUGAAAAAAGGAAAACUACUGGAGAUAGUGAGAAAAACUCGAUGAGAAGAGUGUUGGAGCGCGAGAGAGCUGCCUGAGACUGUUUGUCCAAACGGGCAGCGUUUCUCCAUCUAGUUCCGGUUUGUCUGUGUUCUGUGUGCGACUGGGAACCUAAACAAAAGGCUGCCACAAUCCAGAACGGGGAUAUUCUACAACGAAGAAACCUUCCCUUGUUUAAUGCAAACUAAACAAUGAGCUCAUAUUUUGUUAACCCUCUUUUCUCCAAAUACAAAGGAGGCGAAUCACUGGAGCCAACUUACUACGACUGCAGAUUCCCACAAAGCGUUGCCCGUAGCCACACGCUGGUCUACGGACCCGGGGCAGCUGCAUCGGGCUUUCAGCACCCUUCCCAUCAUGUCCAGGACUUUUUUCACCAUGGGACCACGGGGAUCUCCAAUCCUGGAUACCAACAGAACCCCUGCGCGCUGGCUUGCCAUGGAGACGCAACGAAAUUUUAUGGAUAUGAAGCUCUACCGAGGCAACCGCUUUAUGGUACCCAGCAAGAGGCAAGCCUCGCGCAAUACCCAGACUCUAAAUCCUCUAACGGCUCUAACCCCGGAGAAGGACAAGGCCACUUAAAUCAGAACUCGUCUCCCAGUAUUAUGUUUCCUUGGAUGAGACCUCACGCACCAGGGAGGCGGAAUGGAAGGCAAACCUACAGUCGUUACCAAACACUUGAACUGGAGAAGGAGUUUCUCUUCAAUCCGUACCUUACACGCAAGCGGCGGAUCGAGGUGUCCCAUGCCCUGAGUCUCACCGAAAGGCAGGUCAAGAUAUGGUUUCAAAAUCGGCGAAUGAAGUGGAAAAAAGAAAACAACAAAGACAAGUUUCCGGGCCAGAGAGGAGAGGCGGAUGCUGAUGCCGAGGCUGAGGCUGAGGAGGAGGGCAACGAGGACGGUGAAGGGGAAGAGGGGGAAGAGAAAGAAGCGGAAGAGAAAGAGAAAGAGGAGACCAAGGAGUGAUUUUAUGGUCUUUUUAUGGUUAUAUGGCAGAAAAAGUGGAAAAAAAGAGGAACCAUAUUGACGAUGAAAGGAGGGAAGGAGGCAGAGAGCGUCAACUUUAUGGCCACUGUUUUAUUAGUCAACAAGGAAAAGGAAAAAAAGAUCCCACAGAUAUUGCUGGCAUACUUAUGUAUGUAUUUCUCCCUCUUCACGAUGAGUUAUAUGGAUGCAAAUUAGUUAUUUUGUAGUUUUUUACUUUUCCUUACAACAUUUACAUUCGGCAAUAUUGCAUUUAGAAAAUGUAUCUUAUACGUGAUCUCUGUAUGCGUGAUCUCUGUUUAAACGCAUGUUUAAUGGAGUAGGCUAUAGGCCACUUUAGAUAAUUUAUUUGAUAAAAAAAACUGAUUUGAUGUAAUCUCCUAACAAAAGCAUAGCCAAACAAAUACACAUAGGCAGACAGGGCAAGGUGCAACAACACUUAACCAAUGCCAACUAAUCCUGUAAAUAGAAUUCAAAUUCACAAUGGACAAAUAGUUGCCAUUUAAAAUCGUAAGCAAAAUGUAACUCAAAAAUAUGUUUAAUGUUUAAUGUCAUGACAGCAGUGUGACUUCCGAGGAAAUAACAUUGACUAGCAGGCCCAUAUGUAAAACACAUUUUAUUGUUCUAUUCAGUUUUUUUUGUAUUAUACUUCAUUGUCAUUUGUGGUGAAGAGCCAAGACAAGGAUAUUUAGUUCUUACUUCAGAUAGGAUUUUGGUAGGAUUACCAAGGACAUGCAAUCGUUUUAAAUCCUUAAUAAAGAUGCUACCUAAACCUGGGGAAAUUGCAAUAGAGAUUUCUAAAUAGAGAUUUCAUAUGAUAUUGUUUUUAUAGUGUUAUAUUAACGUUAUAUUAUUCAGUUAUGUAUUAUUUACCCAAUAUAUACCUAUGCUUGUUUAAGACAAUUUGUGAGUCUUAGGAAGACAAAGUUAGCUAAAAGCCAAGUAACCGAUUUGGCAAGAUUGUACCAGGGCACAACCUACUAAAACAGAACUUUGCCUUUUACUGAAUUUGUAUUCCAUAAUAACGGCACUGCUAUGUUUAGACUAAAACCUAUAUUUCCCCCAACAACUAAAACUGCCUAUAGAAAACUUACAUGACUGUAUGAUAAUAAUACCUGCUACAAUUAGCCUACAACGAUUUUAAAAAGUAAUGCGUGUUAUUUUAAUGUGCUGGUGAUAAUACCGUAGUUUUUUUGCACUGAAUAUAAUCUUAAUGUACGUCUUGUUAUAUUAUUGAUGUGAACAGUAUGCUCGUUUGCUGGUGUUUCUCACGUGAAAGACGGAAUUGUGUAUCUCCGCCAUUGUUGUUAACGUAAAAAUACGAAUAAACAAGAUGGCUCACCAUCGUACCUCUUC